Molecule: messenger RNA, 1590 nt
Organism: Ectocarpus sp. CCAP 1310/34
Lineage: Eukaryota; Phaeophyceae; Ectocarpales; Ectocarpaceae
Source: the annotation of a GenBank genome assembly
AUGCGCAUGGAGGACAACCGCCUCCCCAAGCGCAUGCUGUCAGGAGCAAUGACGGCGGGCGUGGGAUACCGGGGCGGGCAGGAGAGCGACUGGGUGUCUCGACUAGGAGAGGACCUCGUGGCCUUCAACAUGGGAGACGAAAAGGAAGGGGGGUGAAUGGAAAGAGAGCGCCAAGGACCCGGAGGUGUGGUACAACAAGGUCGAGGGCGGGGCGGCAUGGUUCGUGAGGAAAUGACACGGGAAGGAGGCGGAAGCGUCCGCGAAGCGCCAGCGCGCGAGGGAAGCAGAAGCAGAGAGUACGGCCUCAGGACCGAAGAGAAAGAGAGCCGAAGCAGUGGCGGUGGGGGGGAAGAAACGGCGACCGGGCACUGCUGUAGAAGCGAGUAGGGCGGCCGAGGCAGCACUUGUGGCGAACUAUGUGCCCGGCUGAUGUUGUUGCGCCCUGUUUUCCUCCCUGCUGUAUGCUAUACUCCUUCAUGUAUGUCCUUUGUAUUGCCUUUGGCCUCUGUGCUGUGUUUCUGUGUUUCUUUUUUUCAUGAUCUCCCUGCCUACUCUGCUGUGUUGGGUACCUACCGUGAUCUCGCUUUGCUGUUGCCUUUGUUUUUGUACGUCAGGCUGUCUGCCCAUCUGCCGCCUCUUUGUCCUGUUUGCUCUGUUACUCCCAUGCCCUGGUGCGUAGUGCCUGGUGCUGGUACGUCACCCUUUGAUUUUUCCUUUGGGCGGGUGUGGGAAGCGUCCUCCUUUAUUUUUGUUUUUGUAUUUUUUUGAUCGGUUUCCGAGGGCUCUUUUCUCGAACGGUCGGUGCGAUACCUGUUAUUUUCUUUCUAUCAUUUUGUUUUCUUGUUCCGAGAGGUUCUGAAUACAGUACCGCCAAUACUAUACUGUACUAAACACACAGGUGUUUUCUUCGGUUCCCAUCUAACCGGGCGCCCCGGUGGUCUAGUGGUAUCCUCGUAAUCCGCUAGUCGCAGAGGUCAUGAGUUUGAAUCCCCAUGGGGUGAAAAAUUGACGACAUUUGCGUGUGAAAGCGAAAUAUAGGUAAAAAGCUCUCGUGAGUACCAAACUUCGACGUUAGCACCGUUGACGAGGGAAAGGGACGGCUGGACCCUUCUCGCGAUAAAAAUAAAAUUGAGCACGCACCGCAGGAGGAAGGUGGGGCAUGAAAGGAAUAUAUAUAAACCCCCUCCUGUGUGACCCUUGGAUGGUUGUAGUUGUACGAAAAAUACACUGAAAAGUGUAGUACUCUACAUACACGUCUCACCACGAAAAAUGGGGGGACUGUCGCCAUAAAAAAUAGGACGAAAACACACACACACACACACGCACACAAGACGACCCGCAAGCGAGCUACCAACUGCUACGUUUGUCUGGCGUUCCACGCUUGUUUCAUCUACUUAGAACGAUUGCACCGAGCAUUACCAACACUGCCGCAAGAGAACAUGACAACGUGAUGAUAUGGGCAGUAAGCAAGAUCGUUCUCGGCAAAAUGGCAAACACUGUGGGAAUUCCAACCGUGGAAGAGGUACGCGCAAACCCAGAAAAGAGUGAGGUCGACUUCUUCAAAGGUUCAGCUCGGGCACAGGUGCACCU